AUGGCCCCGCUGGGGGCCCAGGGGGAGGCCGGGGGCGGGGGCUGUAGGAGGGCGCCGAGAGGGCUGGGGGCGGGGCGCGCUGGCGCUGAGUACGAACCCGGCCGGGACGCCGCCGAUGGGGGACCCGGAGGCACUGACUUUUGCGCUGUUUGCCCUCGGCCGCGGAGCGAGCAGACGCCAUCUGUUUGCCGGCUGCGGCGCGUCCCGUUUAAUUACCCUCCCGGCAGCCUAAUAGAGAUGAUAUUAAACUAA
Molecule: messenger RNA, 252 nt
Organism: Rangifer tarandus platyrhynchus (Svalbard reindeer)
Lineage: Eukaryota; Metazoa; Chordata; Mammalia; Artiodactyla; Cervidae
Source: the annotation of a GenBank genome assembly